Caenorhabditis bovis is the source of this 1590-nucleotide messenger RNA. The record is from the annotation of a GenBank genome assembly. NCBI's taxonomy places the organism in Eukaryota, Metazoa, Nematoda, Chromadorea, Rhabditida, Rhabditidae.
AUGUUUUUUGUUGGGCGUGCGAGAGCGAGACGCAACAUGAUGGUUGGAACGGAAUCGCAGGACGAGCGCAUGUCUACCGAAUCCGGUGGUCUUCCGACAGUUCGUUUGAAAACUUUCGAUCCCACCAGCAACUGCCAAUUAAGCCAAGACGAUGGCGUUUGGAUGACAACUGCGAGUUUCACAAUAUUCACAAUGACGGCAGGUUUCGGAUUGCUCGAAUCCGGACGAGUUUCCCCAAAGGACGAGGUUAAUGUGAUGGUCAAAAAUGUGUUCGACGUGAUAUUCGGAGGUCUCGCUUACUGGAUGUUCGGCUAUGGAUUCACCUUCGGAAGUCUUCAACAUUCAAUGUCAAGAUAUAUUGGAUUGGGGGACUUCUUUUUCGAUCCGGAACGCGGUGAUGAUUACACGAAUGAAAAGGGCGUUUCCUAUGCAUUGUUCAUAUUCCAAAUGAGUUUUGCGACAACAACGUCGACGAUUGUCUCGGCUGGAAUGUCGGAACGAAUUCAUCUCAAAUCGCAUUGUUUCAUUUCAUUUUUUAUCACUCUUAUUCAUGCAAUUGCCGGCCAUUGGGUCUGGGAUCAGGAAGGCGUUUUUCGGCGAAUGGGUGUCAUUGAUUCGGCCGGAUGCAGCGCUGUUCAUUUGGUCGGAGGUACUGCGGGUCUUGUUGCAACCACAUAUCUGAAGCCACGCCGAAAUCGGUUCACGAAAAAUGGGCUUCGAACAGUCAGUGAUCCAACAAAGGCGAUUCUAGGGUUUCUAAUGAUAUGGUGGGGAUGGCUUGCAUUCAACACAGCGUCCAACUAUUCAGUAACACGAGGCCAAUGGUCCGAAGGCACCAGGUCAGCAGUUGGCACCAUAAUGGCGUCUGUUGGAGGAGGAGUUGCUACCGUUGUUAUCACGCGAGUCGCUACUAAAAAGAUACAAAUGGACAUGCUCAUUGACGGUCUUCUUGCUUCUCUAGUGUCCAGCACUGCCGGAUGCUUAUACUUCACCCCUUGGCAGGCAGCAGUCGUCGGGGCUGUUGGAUCGAGUUUAGCUCUCGCCGCAUAUCCGAUAACAGAGUAUUUGCAAAUUGAUGAUCCGGUCGGUGUGAUUCCAGUUCAUUUGAUCGGAUCCAUAUGGGGAAUGAUUUCUCCGGCGAUAUUUGUUUAUCAGAGAGAAAUGAAUUUUGGAUCUGAUCAAUGUUACUUUCAGACGUCUGAAAAUUCAAAUGGUUUAUUACACGGCGGAGGAAUCAAUCUUUUAUUGAUUCAAUUUCUCGCUAUUAUUGUAAUAAUUAUUUAUAGUGGGAUGGCGUCAUUUUUCAUACUUUUCAUGUUGUCUCAUUCCCCAAUAGGUCUUCGAAUUCCGUUAUACGAUGAAGAAUUGGGAGCAGAUCUCGUUGAGCACGGACUUGCCGGUGUUAACCUGAUGACAUAUACAGUUGAGAAGAAAUUGGAUGCGAAAAGAUUGUCUUCGGUUCUCAUGAUGAUUGUUCGCUGGCGAUCAAAAGCGCGAAUCGGGGCGAUUCGAAGAAAACAGAUAUUCGAUAGUGGUGCAAUCACACCACAAAUGCCAUCCGAAGAUGGUGCAAUUCAUCGGAGACGUUGA